Molecule: messenger RNA, 3225 nt
Organism: Physcomitrium patens
Lineage: Eukaryota; Viridiplantae; Streptophyta; Bryopsida; Funariales; Funariaceae
Biological process (GO): protein phosphorylation
Molecular function (GO): ATP binding; protein kinase activity
Source: RefSeq, a predicted model, not a curated record
CACCCUCUCCCACUCUCACUCUCUCCUCUUUAUCAAAUGCCAGUAAUUUUAGCAAAACACACACACACACAUUAUUACAAGAGGGAGUGAGACAGAGAGAGAGAGAGCCCGGUCUUCUUCUUCUUCUUCUUCUUCUUCUUCUGCAUCAUCCGAGCAUCCUGUAAAUUAUUGGGGGGAGGAGGAGGAAGAAGGAAGUCCCGCUGCACAUAUCCAUCCAUCCCACUUCCAUUCCAUUGCCCCCCUUGAGGAGGAAGACGAGAAGGUUGCUUUGGGGCGUAGUUUGUUGUCAAUCGGGUUCAUCGCCCUCUCAGCUUCAGAUCCGUGCGCGGAAAUCGCUGUGAGGCGUCUUUGGUGGGAACCCUGACGACGUUUGGAAACCGGGGUUGUCUGUCACCUGAAGGAGGGUGCAUUUGUCGGGUUGACGUUGUCUGUGCGCGUUCCGAAAGGGUUUGAUGUAGGGAAGAAUGAUGAUGGUGAUGAGGUAGAAGGAAACAUUCAUGAGAGGGCUGGCAUUGGUGCUGCUUUGGCAAGUUCAAGCUUGUUGAUCGAGAUCUGGACUCGUAACUUGGCACGAUGCUGAAGUUUUUGAAAGGCGUGGUUGGGUCUGGGGGCGGGAUCAAAGAUCUGCCCUAUAAUAUUGGGGAGCCAUAUUCCACAGCUUGGGGCGGAUGGGCUCAUUUCAGAGGCACUUCUAAGGAUGACAACUCUCCGGUUUCCAUUUUUUCGUAUACUGGCAGUAAUGCCCAAGAUGCCCGGCUGGCUGCCGCUCGAAAUGGAGCCAAACGACUCCGUGUUGUGCGUCAUCCGAACGUGCUGGCGUUCUUGCAUUCCACUGAAGUGGAGAAUAUUGAUGGGGGUGUUGCGAAACCAACAAUUUAUCUUGUAACAGAACCUGUCAUGCCUCUAUCCGAGAAAAUCCAAGAGUUAGACUUGCAAGGCACGCAGAGGAAUGAGUAUUAUGCAUGGGGACUAAAUCAAAUUGCAAGAGCAGUUAGCUUUCUCAAUAACGACUGCAAACUGGUGCACGGAAACGUCUGCUUGGCCUCUGUGGUUGUCACUGCUACGCUAGAUUGGAAGCUCCAUGGGCUCGAUGUGUUGUCUGAGUUUGAUGGUGCCAAUCCAGCAGCUACUGGCCCCAUGCUUCAAUAUGAUUGGCUUGUCGGCACUCAGUUUAAAUCAUUGGAGCUGGCAAAAAGUGACUGGACUACUAUACGUAAAUCUCCUCCUUGGGCACUUGAUUCAUGGGGCUUGGGAUGUCUUAUAUACGAACUUUUUUCCUCUGCCAAGCUUGCGAAAACAGAAGACCUACGGAAUACGUCUCAAAUACCUAAGACGUUGCUUCCAGACUAUCAAAAGCUUCUGGCUUCUGCUCCUGUGAAAAGAUUGAACUCAGCUAAAUUAUUAGAAAAUAGUGAGUUUUUCCACAAUAAGCUGGUGGAAACUAUACAAUUUAUGGAAAUUCUGAACUUAAAGGACAGUGUAGAGAAAGAUGUCUUCUUUCGCAAGCUUCCUACACUCGCAGAGCAACUACCUCGACCUAUUGUAACGAAAAAGUUGCUACCUUUACUUUCAUCCGCGCUGGAAUUUGGUUCUGCUGCAGCACCUGCCUUGAACCCUUUGCUGAAGAUAGGCUCAUGGUUAUCUCAAGAUGAGUUCAACGUGAAGGUUCUGCCGACUGUUAUCAAGCUGUUUGCAUCAACUGACAGAGCCAUUCGAGUUGGGUUACUUCAGCAUAUCGACAGUUUUGGAGCCGGUUUGUCGACUCAAGUAGUUGAUGAGCAGAUAUUUUCUCAUAUAGCGACGGGCUUUGCCGACACAUCUGCUUUUCUUAGAGAACUCACAUUGAAGUCAAUGCUUCUACUUGCUCCAAAGCUGAGUCAGCGUACUAUUACGGGCUCACUUCUGAAGCACCUUUCGAAACUGCAGGUAGAUGAAGAACCAGCAAUUCGAACUAAUACCACAAUCUUGCUGGGGAAUAUUGCUAGUCAUCUCAAUGAUGCGACAAGGAAGAGGGUGUUAAUCAAUGCGUUUACUGUGCGAGCCUUACGAGAUGGAUUUGCUCCUGCUAGAGUAGCUGGAAUAAUGGCUCUUAUGGCCACUGCUGAGUAUUAUGAUGCAACAGAAAUUGCAACUCGUAUUCUUCCACAUCUUGUAGUUCUUACAGUUGAUUCGGAUAGUGAUGUUCGAACAAGGGCAUUUCAGGCAACUGAGCAGUUUGUACAAUCUUUGAAAGAUUAUUAUUCCAAGCUGCAAUCAGGAGAUCCUACUGCUGUUGCUGCUCCAGCUGCAAAUGUAGCUUCGGCCGGUAGCUUAGGCUUACUAGGGUGGGCAGUGGGCUCUUUGGCUUCCAAAAAGAGUAACGACCUUUCAUCUGCCCCUGCUGAAAUUACUUCUGGCUCCACCAUCAUGACAGCCUCAGCUUCUCAAACUGCAGCUCCUCCAUCUAUUGCCACGCAUACGAGCGCUCAACCGCGAUUUCACGUAGAUGAGCCUGCCACUGCAUCCCCGACAUCAAACGAUGGGUGGGGAGACGCUCAGGACCAGGCUUUUGGGAACGACGACGAAGAUGAAAAGGAUGGGUGGGGAGACAUGGAUUUACCUGCAGAACCAGCACUGGCUUUGUCGAGAAUACGUGCAGCACAACAGAAGCCUGUCACAACACAGCCAAAGCCUGUUGCUACAUCAACAUCCUCUCCUGUGAAACACAUUUCAAGACCUGCCAUAGGAAGGGUUAAGGAAAGCAGUCCUAAAAGCUCGGAUGGGUGGGGAGAUGAUGACGAUCCAUGGGCAGCUAUCGCAGCACCUGCACCUUCGACAACAGCGCGUCCGUUGAAUCCCACUGCAUCCCGACCGAGUUCACUAGCUAACGGACCCAGACGUCAACCUCAACAAGCCCAACACGUAUCGAUUGAUGGCGCGUCCAGUAGAGGUCGCGGCAGAGCAGCGCCCAUGAAACUGGGCGCCUCUCGUAUCCAGCGAACUUCGGAUUAGCUCUUGGUUCCUUUUUCCUCCUGUCUAUACAUUCUGUAGGAUGAGACAAUUGUCUCUUGAUUGCGGAAUAAGGACUUCAACGUCUUCAUUCUUACUUGCUAUUCAGUUUCGCUUGUAUAUCGUUACAGCUUGUGACACUACUCAACUGCUUGCCCCUGAAAAACAGUUGUAUGAAAAAGUGAUUACUACUAAUGUAAGCUUUCUCGCUAUUUUACACUACAUGUUUUUUGCGGU